CGGCGGCGGGAUCUCGUCUGAGGGGAUUUCUCCUGAGGGGGCGAGUCUCGCCGUGGGGAGCGCUGGGUCGGGGUCGCGCUCUCCCGCUGCUGGUAGCUUCAGCUUGGCUGAGGGGGACAGGGGGUGUGUGUGGGGGUCUCGCACGGUGCUGCCGCCUCUCCCCGUCCCUUCCCUGCUCCCUUCGCCCCCUCUACCUGCCUCCUCACCCCGGCGGAGGUGCUGGCGCUCCGCGGGCGAUAAGAGCGGUUUAAAAGGCGGUCGUGAACGUGGUGCUCGCCUCGGCGCCUUCCCCAGGCAGCCGGGCUGGUCUGCGCCCUCUCCUUAACGCGCUCCGUAAAGCUCGGCAAACAGCACCCACGCUGCUGGUAACUGUAAGGUACACGCAAAACACCCGGGUUAAUUUGCGAAAAAAAUAAAAUAAAAAUAAAAAAAAAUAAAAUGAAAGAGGAAACAAGAGGAAGGUUGAGAGAUCAGUCAUUUCCUCGUCUGGUGGCUGCAAUCCUCUGACGUUAAGCCGCAGGCUGUGAGUUUAGGUCAGAGCUACUGUCCAAGAAGUCUUGUAAUAACACGAAAUAACUGCUUUGCGCUUUGUUACUAGCUUCAGCCCAAAGAUCUUCAAGACCUUUCCAAAACCUUGAUUGAACUAUUCACCACCACCCCCCAGUUUUCUGGCAAGGAAUAAGAUUGUGCCUUUCCCUGUGUCAGUAUUUUUCAACUUCUGGUCUGUGAACUGUUGGGAACAUUUUGAACUCCUUAGAAGGGAUCGGUGAAAGAAGCAGGGAAAGCCAGCCAGAAAAGUUGUGCCCACUGCCUAUUUACUCCCUGCUGCAUCAGGUUUUUCAGUGGAGUUUGUGGAACUGUUUUUCCUUGGCUCCUGCUCCAUGAGAUCAACUAUGGAACAUGCUCAAGAACAUGAAGCAUGUCAUGAGCAAACCCAGGGAUAUUGUGUGAAGAGGCCAAUAUAUAAUCAAGAGUUCUUGCAAGGACAGCUGCACAAACGAGAAAGAACACCUCAGACUUUAAGGCAGAAGAUUGCACAUUCUUGUCGUUGUUCUUCUAAGAAAGCCAAGUCUCAUCUUUACAGUUUCUUACCAAUUUUAAAAUGGCUUCCCCGUUACCCAGUGAAGGAAUACUUACUAGGAGACAUUAUCUCAGGUAUAAGUACUGGGGUUAUGCAGCUUCCUCAAGGUUUAGCUUAUGCUUUGCUGGCGGCUGUUCCCCCAGUAUUUGGCCUAUAUUCUUCAUUUUAUCCUGUCUUUCUGUAUACAUUUUUUGGAACCUCCAAGCACAUAUCAAUAGGCACAUUUGCUGUGAUUAGUAUGAUGGUUGGCGGUGUUGCUGUGAGAGAAGUGCCUGAUGAAAUUAUUUCUGUAGGCUAUAAUACUACUAAUGUUACAGAUUUCCUUGAAUAUUAUCAUGCUAGGGAUACCAAGAGGGUACAAGUAGCUGUGACUCUCGCCUUUCUUUCAGGAAUUAUCCAGUUGUGUUUAGGUCUCCUUCGAUUUGGAUUUGUAGCCAUCUAUCUAACAGAGCCUCUGGUGCGAGGAUUUACUACUGCCGCUGCAGUUCAUGUCUUUACCUCUCAAUUAAAGUAUCUCCUUGGCAUUAAGACUAACAGAUACAGUGGUCCCCUCUCAGUUGUAUAUAGCAUAGCUGCUGUGCUUUCAAAAAUAACAACGACCAAUAUCGCUGCAUUGAUUGUAGGAUUAACGUGCAUUGUUCUACUGUUGAUUGGCAAGGAAAUCAAUCUCCGGUUUAAGAAGAAGCUCCCGGUUCCUAUUCCUAUGGAGAUCAUUGUGGUAAUUAUUGGCACAGGAGUUUCAGCUGGAAUGAGUCUGAAUGAGUCAUACAGAGUGGAUAUCGUUGGGAAUAUUCCUCAAGGGUUACGUGCACCAGCAGUUCCCAAGAUCCAGCUCAUUCCAGCAAUAUUUGUGGAUGCAAUAGCAAUAGCAAUAGUUGGAUUUUCAAUGGCUGUAUCCAUGUCCAAGAUCUUUGCCCUUAAACAUGGUUACACCAUCGAUGGGAAUCAGGAACUUAUUGCCUUGGGAAUAUGCAACUCUGUGGGGUCAUUUUUUCAAAGCUUUUCAAUCACUUGCUCAAUGUCUCGGAGUCUUGUUCAGGAAAGCACCGGUGGGAAAACUCAGAUUGCAGGUGCUCUCUCUUCAAUUAUGGUUCUGUUGGUAAUUGUGGCUAUUGGAUACCUCUUUGAACCGCUUCCACAGACGGUGCUAGCUGCAAUUGUCAUGGUGAACCUGAAAGGAAUGUUUAAACAGUUUGGGGAUGUCGCUCACUUCUGGAGAACCAGUAAAAUUGAGCUGGCCAUCUGGGUGGUAGCUUUUGUGGCUUCUCUUUUCCUGGGACUAGACUACGGUUUGCUUACUGCAGUAGCGUUUGCAAUGGUAACUGUUAUUUACAGAACACAAAGCCCUCAGUACAGAAUCCUUGGUCAGAUUCCUGACACUGACAUCUACUGUGAUGUGGAAGAUUACGAAGAGGUUAAAGAAUAUCCUGGAAUAAAAAUAUUUCAAGCUAAUGCAUCACUUUAUUUUGCCAAUAGUGAGUCAUAUACAAGUGCACUGAAGAAAAAGACUGGAGUGGACCCUUGUGCCAUAUUGGCAGCAAGGAGAAAAGCCCAGAAGAGGCACGCCAGGGAAAUAAAGGCAGCAAAUGAAAUCAGAAAGAAAGCUGUAUUGAAACUAGUGAAUUCUUCGACUAACGACGUGGAAGCAAGUGUAAAGCAUGAGAUAGCAAAUGAUGAGUUACCUGUAAAUGGAAAAUUUGCAUCUGCAGAUGCUAGUGCACAAGACAUGUCUCCUGAUGAGCAUGAACAUUUUGUGGACCCCAAAACAAACAUCCACUCUUUAAUUCUGGAUUUCACACCAGUGAACUUUGUGGAUUCAGUCGGAGCGAAAACAUUAAAAUCAAUUAUAAAAGAAUACAAAGAAGUUGGUGUCUGUGUCUGUAUUGCCAGCUGUAGUGACCCUGUUAUGAAUGAGCUGACAAGACUGAAUUUUUUUGAUAACACUGUAACAAGAGAGUUGCUGUUUCACAGCAUUCAUGAUGCUGUCCUUGCUCGUCAAGUGAAAGACAGGUCUGCCUCACAGACUGACCUUGACCUCUGAAGAGUGGCAUCGAGCAAAAUGGAAGCCAGAUUUACGCUGAUGGAGACUCUUUCUGAAUAUUUAAUUUGCACAGUUUAAAGAGA
Messenger RNA from Tyto alba (common barn owl), 3205 nucleotides. It is a transcript of the gene SLC26A5, whose product is annotated as solute carrier family 26 member 5. Gene Ontology annotation, cellular component: membrane. The transcript has 20 exons. The record is from RefSeq and is a predicted model, not a curated record. Gene Ontology annotation, biological process: transmembrane transport. Lineage: Eukaryota; Metazoa; Chordata; Aves; Strigiformes; Tytonidae. The coding region runs from base 882 to 3122 and encodes 746 amino acids. Gene Ontology annotation, molecular function: chloride transmembrane transporter activity; secondary active sulfate transmembrane transporter activity; bicarbonate transmembrane transporter activity.